AUGGCUAGCGCACUUACAUUCAACGAAAAUGAUGGGUUCAUUGAUGGCAUCUUGAGAGGUUACUACUCUAGUAUUCUGAACUCGACCCAAUACCUUAAUUUCAGUCAGUGUGAAACACUUGAAGAUCUUCGCCUUCAGUUGGGCGCCACUGACUAUGGAUCUCUUUUGCAGAACGAGCCAUCCCCUAUUGCCACUUCAACAAUCGCAGAAAAGUUGACUCAAAGCCUUGUUGAAGAGUUUGAUUACAUUCGUAGCAAUGCAGUCCAACCUUUGUCCAAGUUUUUGGAGUAUAUCACUUAUCAAUACAUGAUUGAUAACGUCAUUCUAAUCAUCACUGGUACCCUUCAUGAGCGUGAUACUCAUGAGCUCCUUGAGCGUUGCCAUCCUUUGGGUGUGUUUGAUACUAUGCCUGCUCUUUGCGUAGCUACCACUGUUGCUGAAUUAUACAAUACUGUCUUGGUAGAAACACCUUUAGCUCCUUACUUUGCAAACUGCCUCAGCGCUCAUGAUUUGGAUGAAUUGAACAUUGAAAUCAUCCGUAAUACACUCUACAAAGCCUACCUUGAAGAUUUCUACCAAUUCUGUGAGUCUAUUGGCGGCCCUACUGCUGAAGUUAUGGGUGAUAUUCUCCGUUUCGAGGCAGACCGUCGUACUAUCAACAUUACCAUCAACUCCUUUGGCACUGAAUUACCCAAGGAAGACCGCAAGAAGCUGUUUCCUACCAUUGGUCGCUUAUAUCCUGAAGGAAAUGCACGUUUAGCCAUUGCCGAUGAGAUGGAUCAAGUCAAGGCUACUUGCGAGGUUUUCCAUGAAUACAGAUCUUUCUUUGAUACCGCCACCAGCAACAAAACAUUGGAGGAUAAGUUUUUCGAAACUGAAGUCUUUUUGAACAGGCAAGCUUUCCAACAGCAAUUCAACUAUGGUGUUUUUUACGCCUACAUCAAGUUGAAGGAACAGGAGAUCAGAAACAUCGUAUGGAUUGCCGAGUGUAUUUCCCAAAACCAAAAGGACAGAAUCAACAGUUAUAUCCCCAUUUUGUAA
Molecule: messenger RNA, 1041 nt
Organism: Mucor velutinosus
Lineage: Eukaryota; Fungi; Mucoromycota; Mucoromycetes; Mucorales; Mucoraceae
Exons: 5
Coding region: 1-1041 (346 amino acids)
Biological process (GO): proton transmembrane transport; vacuolar acidification; vacuolar transport
Cellular component (GO): proton-transporting V-type ATPase, V0 domain; fungal-type vacuole membrane; vacuolar proton-transporting V-type ATPase complex
Molecular function (GO): proton-transporting ATPase activity, rotational mechanism
Source: RefSeq, a predicted model, not a curated record